Sarcophilus harrisii (Tasmanian devil) is the source of this 1258-nucleotide messenger RNA. It is a transcript of the gene UBE2G1, whose product is annotated as ubiquitin conjugating enzyme E2 G1. The record is from RefSeq and is a predicted model, not a curated record. Gene Ontology annotation, biological process: proteasome-mediated ubiquitin-dependent protein catabolic process; protein polyubiquitination. Gene Ontology annotation, molecular function: ubiquitin conjugating enzyme activity. Bases 16 to 753 code for a protein of 245 amino acids. The transcript is spliced from 5 exons. NCBI's taxonomy places the organism in Eukaryota, Metazoa, Chordata, Mammalia, Dasyuromorphia, Dasyuridae.
CCUCAGGCACUUCCCAUGCAUGUUCCCACACGGUUUCUCUGUGUGGCAGACGCCCUGAGCUAUUCAGACUUCAAGCGAGGGGCUCUGACUCCACCUCCGUUGCCACGAGCAGAGAGCCAGUCGCUGGGGGGUGAUCUUGUUAGGAGAACCUCGUUUUUGUGCUCUUUGCGCCCCCCCGGAGCUCCCCCUGCAGACUGCGGGAAAGGGGCUUCCCCUCACGCGGCCGCCAGUUGUUCCCCACUCAGUGCCAGCCUUGGGCUUGACCAGAGUUUUCUCUUUUUCUCAGAGCUCAACAAAAAUCCAGUGGAAGGCUUUUCAGCUGGUUUAAUAGAUGACAACGACCUGUACAGAUGGGAAGUCCUGAUCAUUGGCCCCCCGGACACUCUGUAUGAAGGGGGUGUUUUCAAAGCUCAUCUCACUUUCCCAAAAGACUACCCCCUCAGACCACCAAAAAUGAAGUUCAUCACGGAAAUCUGGCACCCAAACGUUGACAAGAAUGGCGACGUGUGCAUUUCCAUCCUCCAUGAACCCGGGGAAGACAAGUAUGGCUACGAGAAGCCGGAGGAGCGCUGGCUCCCCAUCCACACGGUGGAGACCAUCAUGAUUAGCGUCAUCUCGAUGCUGGCGGACCCCAACGGAGACUCGCCCGCCAACGUGGACGCAGCCAAAGAAUGGAGGGAAGACCGAAACGGAGAGUUCAAAAGGAAAGUCGCCCGCUGCGUGAGGAAAAGCCAAGAGACAGCUUUUGAGUGACCUUCACCAAGCAGCUUGUAGAUUCACUUUUUCAGGGUCUUCACUUGGGAAACACGGCACUCUCCCCACCUAGCUGGAUUUAUGUCGUAACGAGUUGGCAAACACUGGCUGCAGCUGGGCUGCCACCGACCCCGCCAGUCGCCAGUGCUGACAAGAGCCUACCAAGUGCCAACCUCGAGACGAUGACGCAUUUUGGAUUCUGAUGAACUGCUUUAACCUUCAGGAAGAACUGUAAAGACGUGUACAUAGCCCAGCGCGAGCCGGAGAACACCUUGGCUGUCCACGCCCGCCCCCACCCGCGGUGUACCAAAUGACGCUCUCCUAGGUAGACUAAGAAUCGUGUACAUUCGACAGAUUUUAGCAGGUUUUCUUUCCCUCUUCGUUGUUUCUUUAUCAGUUUAAAGAGACUUCUUAAAGCAUGUCAGAUUAAACCAAUUAGGAGUAAACGUGUCCAUUUAAUUUUCCUUUAAACCAUUGAGGCUUCAUUAAACGCUUUCAUUUACUA